GCAGGCGCGGUCACGCUCCGCGGCACUACGGCAGGCACCAGCACCACCGGCCCUCCGUCUCCUCCCCGUCCACCUCGUCGGCGGCUCUGCCAGAAAACCCAAACCCAAACCCACAUCACCUCACCGCCGGAGCCCCGCCGGAGCCGGUCGCCUCGCCUUCCCGCGCGCCGUGCCGACUAGCUCCGCAGGUUAGAGAACCGGCAGGCUACCCUAACCCUAGCAUCCUCGGCUCGGCUCUAGAAGAGCACUGGGGGCGUGAGAGAGGGGGUCACCAGCCCUCGUGACCUCCUUCCGCUUCUACCUCGCCCCCGAAGCUUGCUAAAAUGGGGAUCUAGGGAAAUCCCAGCUCACUCCUCUCUCCAUGUCAUCAAUGAUAGCGCAAGUUGGGCGGAGAUGGUAGCGGCGGGCGGAGGUGCCGGCUGCUCGUCGCCAUCAGUAACAAGGGCAAGAAAGCUUAAAGUCGCUGUUAUCCAUCCAGAUCUAGGAAUCGGUGGCGCUGAGAGAUUGAUUGUUGAUGUGGCUUCUCAGCUUGCUGCCCAUGGAUACGAUGUUCAUGUUUUCACAUCACACCAUGAUAAGAACCGUUGCUUUGAGGAGACCGUUUCUGGCCCUUUUCUGGUUACUGUAUAUGGAGAUUUCUUGCCUCGCCAUGUAUUUUACCGCUUUCAUGCUGUCUGCGCUUAUCUUCGCUGCAUUUUUGUUGCGCUCUGUGUGCUACUCUGGUGGCCCUCAUUUGAUGUCAUAUUGGUUGACCAAGUUUCUGUUGUGAUUCCACUGCUCAAACUGAAGGCAUCAACCAAGAUAGUUUUUUAUUGUCAUUUCCCAGAUCUUUUGCUUGCACAACAUACUACCAUGCUUCAGAGGUUAUACCGCAAGCCAAUUGACAUGAUUGAGGAGGCCACUACUGGUAUGGCAAAUUUAAUUUUGGUCAACAGCAAAUUCACUGCGGCAACCUUUGCGAGGACCUUUCGUGGCUUACAUGCUAGAGGAAUUGAGCCUCGUGUUCUAUAUCCAGUUGUAUCUGCUGAGCAAUUUCAUGAACCUCAUUCUUAUAAGUUGAAUUUCCUAUCAAUCAACCGUUUUGAGAGGAAAAAGAAUCUUGAUCUAGCCAUUUCAGCAUUUGCGUUGCUCCGUUCUGUUGCUUCUAAACUACCUGGUGAUGCUUUGCAAGAUGCAACUUUAACAGUAGCAGGUGGCUAUGAUAAGCGUCUCAAGGAAAAUGUUGAUUACCUUGAGGAGCUCAAAAGAUUGGCAGUGACUGAAGGGGUGUCUGGACAGGUUAAAUUUGUAACGUCGUGCUCAACAUCAGAAAGAAAUGAGCUUCUCUCCAACUGCCUUUGUGUUUUGUACACUCCAAAGGAUGAGCAUUUUGGCAUUGUCCCUCUUGAAGCCAUGGCAGCCCAUAAACCAGUAAUUACAUGCAACAGUGGUGGCCCAGUGGAAACCGUUGUGAAUGAAGUUACAGGGUUUCUGUGUGAUCCAUCCCCCACAGAAUUCUCAAAAGCCAUGCUGAAACUUGUGAAUGAUCAUGAUCUUGCGAUCAGGAUGGGUAAACAAGCACGGGACCAUGUGGUGCAAAAAUUCUCCACGAAGACAUUUGGUGGCCUCCUCAACAGCUAUGUCCUGAAUGUCUACCACGAGAGGAUGGAGUGAUCGAAUAUGGAAACAGUUUGAACAAUACAACACAGUUUUUUUUUUCAUUUUUACAACUCAUCUGACUUUGAUGUACUCACAUGAUGCUAAUGCCCUUUGGCGGUCGAGUGAUUUGCUGAUCGCUGAUCUGUUUAUCGUGUUUAAUUAAUGAUGAAUCAAAUUCGACUAAAUCCA
This is a messenger RNA of Panicum virgatum (switchgrass), 1827 nucleotides long. RefSeq names its product alpha-1,3/1,6-mannosyltransferase ALG2-like. The transcript is spliced from 9 exons. NCBI's taxonomy places the organism in Eukaryota, Viridiplantae, Streptophyta, Magnoliopsida, Poales, Poaceae. Bases 394 to 1653 code for a protein of 419 amino acids. The record is from RefSeq and is a predicted model, not a curated record. Gene Ontology annotation, molecular function: GDP-Man:Man(1)GlcNAc(2)-PP-Dol alpha-1,3-mannosyltransferase activity; alpha-1,3-mannosyltransferase activity.